This is a messenger RNA of Podospora anserina S mat+, 2028 nucleotides long. RefSeq lists its product as uncharacterized. Bases 1 to 2028 code for a protein of 675 amino acids. The transcript has a single exon. Gene Ontology annotation, molecular function: RNA binding; ATP binding. Gene Ontology annotation, cellular component: catalytic step 2 spliceosome; intracellular anatomical structure. The record is from RefSeq and is a predicted model, not a curated record. Lineage: Eukaryota; Fungi; Ascomycota; Sordariomycetes; Sordariales; Podosporaceae.
AUGGCCGACUUUGAUCUAGGAGCGUCUUUUAUUCCCGCCUUGUACAAGCCGGCAGCCCUGUUGCCUAUUGCCAAGCAUCGAGAAGCCCUCUUGUACCUGAUUGAAACCUCCCCUGUCACUAUCGUCGUGGGUCAAACCGGCUCAGGCAAAAGUACUCAGAUCCCCCAAUUUCUCGAGCAGGCAGGAUGGUGUGCUGAUGGCAAGAUUAUCGGAGUGACACAGCCUCGGCGUGUUGCAGCAACCACCGUUGCCAUGAGAGUUGCAGAAGAGGUUGGUUGUGAGGUGGGCAAGGAAGUUGGUUUCUCCAUUCGCUUUGAGGACCUCACCUCGGCGGCUACCCGGAUCAAGUUCAUGACUGAUGGCCUUCUUAUUAGGGAGGCACUGGUCGACCCUCUCUUGUCUCGGUACUCGGUCGUCAUGGUCGAUGAGGCCCAUGAGCGAUCCAUCAGUUCUGAUAUCCUCCUCGGGUUACUCAAAAAAGUUCGCAGGAAGAGACCUGAGCUCAGGAUUAUCAUCAGCAGCGCCACGCUCCAAGCCGAAGACUUUCGAGACUUCUUUUCGGAGUCCAACGAAGAAGUACCAAAAGACGACAAAGAUGCCGCAAAGGUUGCCUCCAUCAUCAGCCUCGAGGGCAGAACCUACCCCAUCGACAUCUUGUACCUGGAGCAACCAGCCGAGGAUUACCUCGAGAAGGCUGUUUCAACCGUCUUUGACAUUCACGCUGACGAGCCAAAAGGCGACAUUCUCGUGUUCCUGACGGGAAGAGACGAGAUCGAAAAAGCUGUCCAGGCUGUUGCAGAGCGGUCAGCUCAGCUCCCUCCAGGAUCCGAUUCCCUCCUGCCCCUACCAAUGUAUGCCGGUCUAUCGACAGAGCAGCAAAAUUACAUUUUCGAGGAGACCCCAGAGAACUUCAGGAAGGUUAUCUUCUCUACCAACAUUUCCGAGGCAUCUGUGACGAUUGACGGAAUCGUCUACGUAGUCGAUUCUGGGUUCGUCAAGCUGCGCGCCUACAACCCUCAAACUGGCAUCGAGAGUCUGACAGCCACGCCAGUCUCGAAGGCAUCCGCUGCUCAAAGGUCAGGGCGUGCAGGCCGAACCAAACCUGGAAAGUGCUACAGACUCUACACCGAGGAAGCUUACCAAGCUUUGCCUGACGCCAACGUGCCCGAAAUUCAACGCUCGAACCUGGCUCCUUUCGUCCUCCAGCUCAAAGCGCUGGGGAUAGAUAAUGUCCUUCGGUUUGACUUCAUCACACCGCCCCCAGCAGAACUGAUGGUCAGGGCACUUGAACUGCUCUACUCGCUUGGGGCGCUGGAUGAAUACUCCAAACUGACAAAACCCUUGGGCCUGAGGAUGGCAGAGUUGGCAGUGGAACCCAUGAUGAGCAAGACCCUCCUCUCGGCACCCUCUUUUGGCUGCUUGAGCGAGAUAUUGACGAUUGCCGCCAUGACAAGCGUUGGUGGGACGAUAUGGAUCCAGCAUGAUGGCGAGAAGAAGAAGACGGAGAGCGCGAAGCGGAAGUUCUCAACCGAGGAAGGAGACCAUCUAACCCUCCUGAAUGUAUACCAGGCCUUUGUGACCAAGGGCCGCAAGGAGGCACGUUUCUGCCACGAAAACAUGUUGAAUUUCAAGGCAAUGUCGCGAGCAGUUAGCAUUCGAGCCCAGCUCAAACGUUCUCUAGAGCGAUUUGGAGUCGUAGUCGAUGAAUCGCUUGCGAGCGGUUCCACAUCCUCGACCGCUGCUGGCUCGGCCUCCAUCAACAAAGCAGAACAGAUUCGACGCUGCUUGACCUCGGGCUACUUCGCCCACGCAGCGAGAAUGCAGCCAGAUGGAUCUUUCAAGAAUGUGUCUGGGACAACGGUCCUUCAUGCUCACCCGAGCUCGAUCAUGUUUAACCGCAAGGCUGACUGGGUCAUCUUUCACGAGGUGAUGGAAACCGGCGACAAGACUUAUAUCAGAGAUAUCACCAAGGUCGAGAAGAACUGGCUGCUGGAGUACGCUCCCGAGUUUUACAAGACGUCAACUUGA